UCAGCUAUUCUGGUACGAGCCGAUACCGAACCGCGCACACGACAAUUGCCAGGUCGAGUGAACGUUGCGUUGCGCACGACGACAGCAGCUCCACCAGUCGCCAACCCCUUCUCGGGACGCUCCAUUCCGCUCCGUUCCGCUCCUAUUGUCCGUGACAUCCCUCGGUCUUCCUGUCGCACUCCCCUCGAUGACCGCCGCCUCGCGUCCGUGAACCGCCUUCUCGGCCUCGCCUGCUCCUGCCCGCAAUGGCGCCAACACAAUCGAAGCCGGUUGCCCUGGGCAGCAGCGCCGUCGCGCGCGCUCGCACCAUCCGCGGCAUCGUCUCGCAGCUGACGACCAUGUACCUGCGCAAUCGCACCAAGAUCUCGCGCGCCGUGUCCAUUACUCUGCUGGUGGCGCUCGUCCAGCGCAUACGGCACUCCAUCGCCGAACAGAAAGCCGUCGCCGCCCGCGAGGAGGCAAAGAAAGCAGCCAAGGUCGGCAGCACAUCGGCAGCCGAGGAGGAUGAGGUGGAGGUGAAGAAGAAGAGGGUCGAGCUCAACCGCGAGUUCUUCCGCCAGCUGAUGCGCCUGCUGCGGAUCCUCGUUCCAGGGUGGCGGACCAAGGAGAUGCGGCUCCUCAUCACUCACAGCUUCUUCCUGGUCAUGCGGACCCUGAUCAGUCUGAAGGUGGCCGCCAUGGACGGCGCCAUCGUCAAGGCGCUGAUCAAGGGGAACGGGCGCGAGUUCUUGAUGCGCAUCGUGUGGUGGAUGCUGAUUGCGGUCCCGGCGACCUUCACCAAUUCGAUGCUCUCAUAUCACCAGGCUGAACUCGCGUUGAGAUACCGCACACGGCUGACCGAGUACAUCCACAACCAAUACCUGUCCAACUUGACCUUCUACGGCAUCUCGGCAUUGGACGACCGAAUAAAGAACCCGGACCAGCUGAUUGCCGUGGAUGUGGCCAGGUUCUCGAACAGCUUGGCCGAGUUGUUCAGCAACCUGGCGAAGCCUAUCCUGGAUAUGACGAUUUACACAAUCUCGCUGUCAAGGAGCGUUGGCGGGGAAGGCGUCGUGUUCAUGGGGCUCCUCGUCCAGCUCUCAGCACACGUCAUGCGAGCCUUGACGCCGCCGUUCGGCAAGUACGUGGCCGACGAAACGAGGUUGGAGGGCGAGUUCCGCUUCCAGCAUUCCAGGUUAAUCGACCACAGCGAGGAAGUCGCCCUCUAUGCCGGCCACGAGGCGGAGAAAGACACGCUCGACAAAGGCUAUUUCACCCUAAUCAAACACAUCAACCACAUCCUGCGGAUGCGCUUCUACCACGGCUUCAUGGAGGACUUCGUCGUCAAGUACUUCUGGGGCGCGCUGGGCCUGCUGCUCUGCAGUAUCCCCGUCUUCGUCAAGCUGCCGGGGCGCGUUGCCAUGAGCAUGGGCGACCGCACGGAAAGCUUCGUCGCCAACCGCAGACUGCUGCUCUCCGCGUCGGACGCCUUUGGCCGCAUCAUGUUCUCAUACAAAGAGAUCAUGGAGCUCGCCGGCUACACGUCGCGCGUCUCCUCCCUCCUCGAAGUCAUGGACGACAUCCAGGCGGGGCACUUCGAGAAGAAGCUCGUCUCGAGCUCGGGCACCGAAACAAACGCCAACGUGCUCAGGGGGCGCGGCAACGUAAUCGAAAGUAAAGACAUCCGCUUCGUCGACGUGCCCAUCAUCUCCCCCAACGGCGACGUGCUCGUUCCCGCGCUCUCCUUCUCCCUCUCGCAGGGCGACCACCUCCUGGUCGUCGGGCCCAACGGCUGCGGCAAGUCGUCCCUCUUCCGCAUCCUCGGCGGCCUCUGGCCCGUCUACGGCGGCACCGUGCACAAGCCGUCCUUCAGCGAGAUCUUCUACAUCCCGCAGCGGCCGUACCUCUCGCGCGGCACCCUCCGGCAGCAGAUCAUCUACCCGGACGGGCGGUCGGCGAUGCACGCCAAGCGCGUGACGGACGACGACCUGCUCGAUAUCCUGCGCAUCCUGCAGCUCGAGCACCUCGUCGAGCUCUACCCGGAGGGCUGGGACGCCGAGGCCGAGUGGCGCGACGUGCUCUCGGGCGGCCUGCAGCAGCGCGUCGCCAUGGCCCGCCUGUUCUACCACCGCCCGCACUACGCCAUCCUGGACGAGUGCACCAGCAGCGUCACGCUCGACACCGAGAAGGUCAUGUACGACACCGCCAAGGAGCUGGGCAUCACGCUCAUGACGGUCAGCCAUCGCCGCAGUCUGUGGAAGUACCAUACCCACAUCCUGCAGUUCGAUGGGCAGGGCCACUAUGUGUUUACGCGGCUGGAUGCUGAGAAGAGGCUGAAGCUGGAGGAGGAGAAGGAGGAUCUCGAGGUGCUGCUGAGGGCGGUGCCGGAGAUUGAGCGCCGGAUUGCUGAGUUGAGCUCUGCGUAGUUGUCAGUAAAGCCUAGGGGUGGAGGGAUGUCCGGUCUCUCGAUUAACCUUUGGAGAUGGGAAGAACUUAUUGAUCCCGAGUCGGACGACGGGGGAUUACAGUACUAGUAUAUAUCUGAUGAAGUAUGCGUAUAUGAGGAAGUUGGGUGUGCCAGGGGCUGUCAGUAUUUUGGCCAUUUACCAGGGACACGAGGAAGAGUUAUUAGCGGCUACCUUUCAGUGUAUCAUCACUGAUCUAGACAGCCGGUCGUGUACCAUCAUAGGUGUGAGGCGGUAGCUGGCACUGAGAUUCUAGGCAAGGUUUAUUAUAUAUAGCAAGCGCACUCGCGAAGAAUUAGCAUCAUUAGCGGUUUUAGAUCUACCUGUCCACUGGAUGUGGGUAGAGUUCUAUUGAGACAACCGAUCUCAGAUUCAAAGCGUGAAACCGAGUUGCGUCCAGCUGGCAUAACUACCUACCUACUUCAUAGAUCUG
This is a messenger RNA of Chaetomium strumarium, 2877 nucleotides long. Its product is annotated as ABC transporter transmembrane region 2-domain-containing protein. Gene Ontology annotation, cellular component: peroxisomal membrane. Gene Ontology annotation, biological process: long-chain fatty acid import into peroxisome; peroxisome organization; fatty acid beta-oxidation. The transcript has 2 exons. Gene Ontology annotation, molecular function: ABC-type transporter activity; ATP hydrolysis activity; ATP binding. The record is from RefSeq and is a predicted model, not a curated record. NCBI's taxonomy places the organism in Eukaryota, Fungi, Ascomycota, Sordariomycetes, Sordariales, Chaetomiaceae. Bases 246 to 2405 code for a protein of 719 amino acids.